Messenger RNA from Suillus subalutaceus, 2808 nucleotides. RefSeq lists its product as uncharacterized. Lineage: Eukaryota; Fungi; Basidiomycota; Agaricomycetes; Boletales; Suillaceae. Bases 1 to 2808 code for a protein of 935 amino acids. The record is from RefSeq and is a predicted model, not a curated record. The transcript is spliced from 5 exons.
AUGACCGUCCUCUCCGGAAAUCCAAUCCCCUCUUGUCGUCCAGACGUGACGUCCACAGGCCCACCAUUUCUUCAGACGCUAAUCACCCUUCCCCUGCUCCCUUUAGCGUCUCGCCCGACUGUCCCCGACUUCUUGUCGGGAGGUGAUAUCACUCCGAGGAUCCCGCGUCAUCGAACACGCACAGGUCCAUCAUCCACCAAGUCAAGGUGGAAAGAGACCCACGUUCCAUCACUCCGGCUCUCCGUUGAAACUUCUAGUUUCGUGGAAUCUCCCCCGCAAACACCGUUAGACUCAUCUUCCAUCGGGAACUAUUCCCUCAGCCAUUUCCCGGUAGUCGUUUCAGCUCCGGUUGCCGGGGUGGAGGCCAUGGACGCGCUGGUUGACGGGAUGAAUGGCUUUACAAUGGAAGACUUCUUUGGGAAAAGCUCCUCUAGUCGCUCAAGGUUUGGUAAUAAUGCAAGGUAUCACCCUUUAUACCAACCACCUCUACCCACUCCUCCACCCGGUGUAGUUCUUGGCAAAGGGAAAAGUCGACGACAAGAUAAAAUCAUGCCUUCAGACGAAGAUGAAGAUGAACCAAGGCCAUCGCCUCCCACUCGUCGUACUCGCCGCGCUCAUCUGCGACCUGGUUCUGCACGAAAAGGUUCCUCAUCCACAAUCACAGUUGACUCGGGAUUGUAUGAGGUCACCUCUUCGGCACCACCACCAGAGCGUCCAAGAACUGUCGUUCCUUCCAUUUCGGAAAUCAUUCGGAAUCACGCUCCAGCUUCUGCUCAGAGCCGCUCUAGAGAGCCUCCAAAACAUGGGUCCAGUAAUAUCCACGUUGAUGGCCAUAACAAUGGUGUUGAGAACGAGGAAUCUGAGGCUGAACUGCUCACGCCUGAUACAGAAGCUGAACCGUUGAGCAGGACCUCUCUUGACAGUAUUGCAGAUGAAGUCCGCCGCACGUACCAUAACCAGAGGAAAUCACAUGUCGUGCCUCCACUUGCGUCACCCCGUGCUCCCCCACUCACCGCCGUGCCUUCCAACAUGUCAGACAGCUCAAGUGUACGACUUCACGGGGCACCCUCAGACAUUUGUUCUCAUUCAUCAACUGCAUCAGCACGGGAUUCGCAAUACUCAUUGGACCUUAUUCCCAUUUCUACUUCUCCUACGUCCGUGCCCCAAGCCAUAGCAGAAUAUCUUCGCUCUGCUAGAUUGACGACUUUGUUGAAACUCACGCGAUUUCCUCAUGCAUCACUUGAUCACCCUCUGACCGUUAGCCUCGCGGAUAUGGGUGAUCCAAAUGGCUUUCCUCUGGUCGUAUUUCUUGGUCUGGGCUGUGUCAGACAUGUCAUGGGUUUGUACGAUGAAAUGGCAGACUGUCUUGGCCUUCGUCUGAUCGCUAUAGAUAGAUGGGGUCUAGGCCGUACUGAGACUCCGCAUUCCAAAUCUGCUAGAGGCAUCAUGGAAUGGGCGGCAGCUGUUGAGGAGGUUCUGGACCAACUAAAAAUAAAUGAAUGCAGCAUCGUUGCACACUCAGCCGGCGCACCUUACGCUUUGGCGUUUGCGAACCGUGUUCCUAAUCGUAUUCGGGGUGACCUUUGUCUGUUGGCACCAUGGAUAGGCGGCUCUGAAAGCGGAGGAUACCGGUGGCUCAAGUACGUCCCGAAUGGCAUUCUGAAGACCGCACAGGCAGCGGAGUGGAAGAUCCAGGCAUGGAUGAUAGGAAAGCCACCAACUGUCGCUUACCGGGGAAUUGGUUACACCGCACCGCUGUCCCCCAGAUUUCAGAAUGGAAAGCCGACGUCUGGCAAUGGAGUCGAACCUUCCUCACGACCUCAGAGUCCCGGCAGAAACACUAUUUACCCUUCAGAUAACACCAAGAGACGGAUGAGCUUAGGUUCUGUUCUGUCCAGUGAUUACGACGAUCUACGGGAUUUCGAUGGCCGUUUUGGGAGCCAAAGCACGCUUGGUGCACGUUCAAUGACACAACAGAGCAGAGAGAAACCUUCUCGAGGAAUUUUAGGCAGACUUAAAGCGUCCAAAGCAAUUUCCCAGCCUCCUUCGCCUGCUAUUGAGUCUCCUCCCACCUCAACCGUCGGAAAAACGCUCAAGACUUUGAGAUCCAUGGGCUCCCUCAAGGGCAAAUCAUCUUCCGCCCCCAACACACUCAAGAGGACCGAUAUCUCAAGUCCGCAGCUUCCUCAACCAUUGUCGGUAGACACGGGCUUAGGUCUUGGUGAAAUCGACUGGGAUGCCACGAAGGUUCGGUCUUCACCUAGUCCUAUACCAACUCCUCCACCCCAUAUUAAACCAACCAAACCCGCCGAAUUGCCCUCUGAUAAACCCUCGCUUAAGCUCCUUCCUCGACAAACCGGCCAGCGCUCUAUAUCCUUCAGUGCGUCCAGUACAAGUGUAUCGAGAACAAGCCCGCCGAGCGUUCCAUCAUCCCCCCCUGCGAGCACUUUAUCCUCUCCACACGUGAGUGUCCAAACUGCAUCAACUGCGUAUCAAACUGCUCUCGCCAAUGCUCUCAUUGCGGCGUCUCACGCGGAAGCAUCGAGGGGGACGCACAGCGACCUUCUACAGAUCCUCAAUCACGAUAAUCGUCCUUGGGGCUUCUCAUACAGCGACUACCCUCACAAGGUCCAGGUUUGGUACGGAGAUAGGGAUGAGAAGAUUGCUGAAAAUGCCGUAAGGUGGAUGGAAAAGGCGAUGGGCGAAGAUCGAUGUCACGUCAAAGUCGUAAAAGGUGCUGACCAUGCUCUCAUGUAUAAGAGCUCGGUCGUUGUGGAGGUUUUAGAGCGAGUCAGGGAGUUCUGGUGA